Venturia canescens is the source of this 2523-nucleotide messenger RNA. Its product is annotated as probable tubulin polyglutamylase TTLL2. NCBI's taxonomy places the organism in Eukaryota, Metazoa, Arthropoda, Insecta, Hymenoptera, Ichneumonidae. Gene Ontology annotation, molecular function: tubulin-glutamic acid ligase activity; tubulin binding. The coding region runs from base 771 to 2405 and encodes 544 amino acids. Gene Ontology annotation, cellular component: cilium. Gene Ontology annotation, biological process: microtubule cytoskeleton organization; protein polyglutamylation. The transcript is spliced from 8 exons. The record is from RefSeq and is a predicted model, not a curated record.
AAAGUUGUUAUAUCAGAUUGGAGAAGAAUAAGUAAUUCGAAAUUCUUAUUCCCGAUCAACUGUUUAACAUAUUACGUGUUUAAUCGAAUAUUCCUUUUUUGGAUUCGUAUUGACUCGAAAUAUAUUUCGAUAGUUUGCAUUUCGAAAAUUCGAAACAGGGCAUACGGAUGUCAAAAGUUCAUAUUUUCGAAUUAAAAAUGGAGAGCAGCUGUUGUUUUAUGGAUCAUUUCAUGGACCAGAAUAUAGAGUAGGAAAAAAUCGAAAAUGCAUUUUUCGAGUCUAUAAAAAUUAGAUAUGUGGAAUAACGAAAAGAAACGAAGACUUUUUGGUGUUUCAGUAUUUCAACCUCAGUAAUAUUCUCGAGAUUUCAGCUGUUCGAAUUUUUAGUCAUUCUAACAUUUUAUCCCCACCCAAAAUUCGAGAUUUUUUUCUUAAAUUGUUUUUACUACAAAAAGGAAGCAAAGGUAGGCGCAGACAAAAAAUAAUUAAAGAAAAUGCUUAAAAAUAAAAAAAAAAAAAAGAGAGUUGCUCGAGGAAAAAAGGUUAUUCGCCUUCCGAUGUGUCAGAACGAUUUGAACAGUCGUAAUGCGUGGGCGUACCGAGACGUCACGAAGCUCUAUCGGAUGAGAGGGAGGAACGUAAACAGUUUUUCGUACUUUUCGUUCGAGGAAGGAAGUGGUUUCCAUUCCUCUUGGUAGUUUUGUGUCUCUCCUCAUCCGUCUCCUGCUCCCGGUUAGUUUCUCAGAAAAUUCGACUAUUCGCAGCCUGGAAUGGCAGUGAACUAUUUCGAUGGUCCCUUCGUAUUCAGACUGAAUGAGAACGGUAGUGGACCGCACCUCCUGAUACAAGUUUGCACGGAACGAGGCUGGCGCGAAUACACCGGUGAAAAUAACGCUUUCAAUAAAGAUUGUUGGAACUUGUGGUGGAGAUCGGGUGGAUUUCCAUCUUCCCAUUACAAAAGUUUGCUUCCCUGGCAGUUUAUCAACAGAAUACCGAAAGGAAGCUCGAUAUGCAGAAAGGACAAUCUCGUGAGACAUCUCAAGUGCAUGAAAAAAGUUUACGGCUCGAUUUACGACAUUAGUCCACUCGGCUAUAAUUUGCCCUCGGAAUAUACGAAGCUCGCAGCAGAUUGCAGUCGCUUUGAAAAGGACGAGAGAGUUUGGAUCUGCAAACCAGUCGGACAGAGCCAGGGACGAGGCAUUUUUCUUUUCAGGAAAUUGAGCGAUCUCUCUUACGACAACGUCUCGGUAGUCCAAAGAUACAUAGAAAAGCCUCUUCUGAUCGGCGGCUACAAGUUCGAUCUCCGUCUCUACGUGUGCGUGCCGUCGUACAGGCCCUUAACGAUAUAUUUGUACAAGGAGGGUCUGGCCCGCUUCGCCACGGAGAAGUUCUCUCUAGACAGCUUGGACGACCCGUUUCGUCAUUUGACCAAUUUCGCCCUCAACAAAUUGGGACCAGGAUACUCGAGAAAAAAAGAGCGUAUAGGCGCCGGCUGCAAAUGGAGUUUUCGCCAGCUCCGGCGAUACUUGGAACAGUCGAGACAGCACGAUUGGUUCAUGUGGCAGAGAAUCGCUUGUCUCGUUAGCUUAACCAUCCUCAGUCAAACUGCCGGUGUACCAAAGUCUUCUAACUGCUUCGAAUUCUUCGGGUUUGACGUACUCAUUGACGAAAAUCUCAAACCGUGGCUGUUGGAGGUGAACGUGAGUCCAGCCCUGGGCAACGACUGCGAAGUCGACUCCGAGGUGAAGAAGCCUUUGCUUCACGAUCUUUUCGACCUUCUCGGACUUCCGGUUUGCAACACCGGCCUCUCGUUAUUCAAGAUUUGGACAUCAGGCGGUCCAAUAGCCACUGACAAUGAGAACGACGAGACUUUCUGCAAUUCGAAGUUCUUUCAAGCCCGAUGCUCCAAAAGGAGGUGUCGAGUCAAUUCCGAUUCGGUGACCCUCGUCGACGUUUGUCCAGGCACACGAGAAAUGUUACGCCAUUCAACAACCGAAGAUUGCAACACUCCCUGUUCUCGUUACAAUCCCUUAUUCGCAGAAAAAGCCUUUCGCCGGGGUUUCAGUGGGACCACAAAAAACAACGAUCAUCCAAGCACCCUUGUUUGGGACAACGGAAAAGAUUGGCGCAAUCCAAGCACCCGAGAAGGUGGUUGGAUCAGAAUAUAUCCAUUUGUCACUCACGAGUUGUCAGAAACAAGCGAAUUUUCACAAACACCUGUUCAUCCAACAGGGCCUCGAGGGGCCGAAAAGGAAAUUAAGAACAGCGUUCUUUGCAUACAAAAAUUCGUAAAAGUAGCAAAAGACGUUCAUCGCGAAUUCGGGGAGCACGGGGACGAUCGUUGCAACGAAAUAUUGAGGCGAGCUUUCGGUUUGAGCACGGAAAUAUGGCUGCCAGAAAAAUGACACCAAAUAAUAAAUAUGUACAUUUUCAUAUCAGUUUAAGACUUUUGUCGCAUAGUUUUAUGAUUUUUUUCCUUUAUUCUUUUCCCAAGUAAAGAGUGUGUAACUACCAAAGUUUGGA